AUGAAGUCGUGUUGGCUAUUUCUGAUAUACCUGUUAUGGCUGAGGGGCCAUCAGUGUCCACCUAUAAAGGAGGAGGAAAUCAAUCCAUGGGAACACCUGAAAAUUUUAUCAGAAGUUGGUGAGAAAUAUGUAGACGAAGAGGUAAAGAAAGCUCUAGUAGGCAUUAAGCAGAUGAAAGUUAUGAUGGAAAGAAAUGAAGAUAAACAUGUGCAUCUGAUGAAAACCUUGAAGAAGAGCAGUGGAGAAAAACAGGAAGCUCUGAGGCUUAUGGACGAAGUGAAAGAACAAUUAGAGGAAGAAGAAAGACAAUGUCAGGUGUCUCUGAGAAAUCUCUGGGAUGAAUGUAAAACUUGUUUAGAAAGUAACUGCAUGAGAUUUUAUACCACCUGCCAGCAAGGUCUGUCAACAUUUACAAGUAAGGUUGAAGAUUUUUUCAGGAAAAUGUCUCCAUUUACUUUUACUUUUCAUGAAGAUCAAGAAAAAGAUCUCCAGUUAAAUGAAAAGCCCGAGAAGGAAGAUGCCCAGUUAGUACAAAUGGAAGAUUUAUUUAGCCAGCUGUUAUCGGAUGUGAGCAUAAUAUUUGAUAAAAGCUUUGCUUUUUUCAAACAGAUGCAAAAAGAAUUUGAUCAAUCUUUUCAAAUAUAUUUCAUGUCUGAUCUGGACCUAACUGAGCCCUACUAUAUGCCUGCUUUCCCCGAGGAGCCUAUAAGAAACAGUGGUUUUCAGAAAGACUUGGGUAUGCCAGGCUUCCUUCAGAUAUUUUUUGACUUCAGCAAGACUCUGUUUGAAGGUAUCAGCGAGGUGAUUACUGAAGCAUUUGAUGAAUACACAGACAGUACAAGAGAUUUGCCAGAACAAGCCAAAGAUUCUGACAAAAGUGGCAUGUUUUCAAAGAUCAUACCAGGACACAAGAGAGCUCUGUGUAAAGAGCUCCGUCAGAAUUCAUCCGGAUGCCCACAGUUUCAUGAGAGAUGCCAGAAAUGUCAGGAUAACCUGAUGAGAGACUGUCCAAACGUCCCUGAACUACACAUAAAGUUUGAUGAAGCCUUUAAGCUGGUUAAUGUCUCAGGUGAACAGUAUGAGCAGAUCCUCCAGGUGAUUCAGCGUCACACAGAAGACACUUCCUACUUGUUGAGCAAAAUGAAAGAAAGGUUCGGGUGGGUGUCAGAACUAUCCAACAUGACCAUCGGACCAGAAAACAUUUUCAAUAUAGUAAAGGUGUCACCAAGUGUCCAAGGAACAGAUUCUUCCAGUCUGAAUGAAACAGUGGUGCAUGUGAAUAUUCUGACUUCACCUACUUUCACAAUUAAGGUUCCUCAUGAUUUAGUUAUAGGGAGCUCUGAAUUCAUUGAAUAUGUAGCUGGGAAAGCUUUGCAACUUUACAAACAGAAUUUUUAAGGAUGACAAGAAGAUCUGUGGAAUAUCAUCCACUUCAAAUCCAGCGUCCUCUCCUUACAGUGAAGUACUCCAAAG
Messenger RNA from Malaclemys terrapin pileata, 1473 nucleotides. RefSeq names its product clusterin like 1 (gene CLUL1). The record is from RefSeq and is a predicted model, not a curated record. The transcript has 8 exons. Bases 1 to 1398 code for a protein of 465 amino acids. NCBI's taxonomy places the organism in Eukaryota, Metazoa, Chordata, Testudines, Emydidae.